AUUACUAAUGAUAAAAUAUCUUUUCCAGAUAUGAACUUCUUACACCAAAUGCUAUUCCAAAAGGUUUUAUGGAUGGAAAAUUAGCCUGUGAAAAAAUGAUUUUAGCUCUUGACUUGGAUCCAAACUUAUAUAGAGUUGGACAGAGUAAAAUCUUCUUCCGUGCAGGUAUUUUAGCUCAACUAGAAGAAGAACGUGAUAUGAAAAUUUCUGAUUUGAUUAUUCAGUUUCAAGCUUGUUGCAGAGGUCUUUUAGCUCGCAGAAAUUACCAGAAACGCUUACAACAGUUAAAUGCAAUACGUAUUAUUCAGAGGAAUUGUGCUGCAUACAUGAAGCUUCGAAAUUGGUCCUGGUGGAGACUAUAUACAAAAGUAAAACCACUUUUACAAGUUACAAAACAAGAAGAAAAAUUAAAUGCUAAAGAAGAUGAAUUAAGACAAGUUAAAGAAAAAAUGGAAAAAGCAGAACAAGAUGUAGGAGACUUAGAAAAAAAACUGCAANAAUUGAUUGGAAAAAAAAACUAUUAA
Centruroides sculpturatus (bark scorpion) is the source of this 524-nucleotide messenger RNA. Its product is annotated as myosin heavy chain, non-muscle-like. Gene Ontology annotation, cellular component: myosin complex. Lineage: Eukaryota; Metazoa; Arthropoda; Arachnida; Scorpiones; Buthidae. The record is from RefSeq and is a predicted model, not a curated record. Gene Ontology annotation, molecular function: ATP binding; protein binding; cytoskeletal motor activity. The coding region runs from base 69 to 524 and encodes 151 amino acids. The transcript is spliced from 4 exons.